Messenger RNA from Pteropus alecto (black flying fox), 2355 nucleotides. RefSeq names its product syntaxin 11 (gene STX11). Lineage: Eukaryota; Metazoa; Chordata; Mammalia; Chiroptera; Pteropodidae. Gene Ontology annotation, molecular function: SNARE binding; SNAP receptor activity. The record is from RefSeq and is a predicted model, not a curated record. Gene Ontology annotation, cellular component: SNARE complex; synaptic vesicle; presynaptic active zone membrane. The coding region runs from base 331 to 1194 and encodes 287 amino acids. The transcript is spliced from 2 exons. Gene Ontology annotation, biological process: exocytosis; intracellular protein transport; synaptic vesicle fusion to presynaptic active zone membrane.
GGUGGGGAGGAGGUUGUAUCGUACCUGGGGGCAGCAUCCACCCACCGCUUCCCACGGUCAGUAGCGCACAGACACCUGACCCGGCGGGGACGCGCGUGAGGACGCGGCGCUGUCUGCCCGGGGCGGGGCCAGAUCUCCAGCUGUGGGCGCUGCCGACGCCGAGGGGCUGGGCCGGCAGCGCGGAGCUGGGGUGGCGGCGGAGUUGCUGCCCGACGCGCGGGGAGUCACGCCGCGGGCUUCCUUCCCACGACCGAGCGAGCGCAGCGCGGGACAGGCGCCCGCGCGCGGCAGGGCUUCUUGGUUCGCACGCUCCGGCUGGUUCCUGGCAAAAUGAAGGACCGGCUCUCAGACCUUCUAGAGUUAUCCAAGCAGUAUGACCAGCAGUUCCCAGAAGAGGACAAUGAAUUCAACUCACCCCACGAAGACAUCGUGUUUGAGACAGACCACAUUCUGCAGUCCUUGUACCAAGACAUCCAGGACCUUCAGAAUGAAAACCAGCAUCUGACCGCCGACGUGAAGCGGCUAGGAAAGCAAAACACCCGCUUCCUCACGUCCAUGCGGCGUCUCAGCAGCAUCAAGAGAGACACCAACUCAAUUGCCAAGGACAUCAAGGCCCGCGGGGAGAGCAUCCACCGCAAGCUGUGUGCCAUGAAGGUGCUGAGCGAGGAGGCGGAGGCCCAGCAUGGCCCGCACUCCGCGGUGGCGCGCAUCUUACGCUCACAGUACAGCGCGCUCACCCGCAACUUCCAGCGCGCCAUGCACGAGUACAACCAGGCCGAGAUGAAGCAGCGCGACAACUGCAAGAUCCGCAUCCAGCGCCAGCUGGAAAUCAUGGGCAAGGACGUCUCCGGCGACCAGAUCGAGGACAUGUUCGAGCAGGGCAAGUGGGACGUGUUCUCAGAGAACCUGCUGGCCGACGUGAAGGGCGCGCGGGCAGCACUCAACGAGAUCGAGAGCCGCCACCGCGAGCUGCUGCAGCUGGAGAACCGCAUCCGUGAUAUUCACAAGCUCUUCCUGCAGAUGGCCGUGCUGGUGGAGGAGCAGGAGGAAACCCUGAACAUCAUCGAGCUCAAUGUGGAGAAGACCCUCGACUACACCGGCCAGGCCAAGGCGCAGGUCAUCAAGGCCGUGCAGUACAAGAGGAAAAACCCCUGCCGGACCAUCUGCUGCUUCUGCUGCCCCUGCCUCAACUAGCAGGCUGGCCUGGGCCAUCAUGUGCUUCCCAAAGUGCGCUGGGAAAGAUUUGGGGACCCUCUUCACUAGAGUGAGUUGUCCCAAACCCUGUGGACCUCGAUCUUUAGAGAAAAAAGAAACUUGAGGUCCAAGAAUUCCAACCCAGCCCAUGCUUGGGAAGAUGGUCGAUGCUGUCGGAUAUUUCUUCAGUAAGAACAGACACCCACUGAAGUUGUGUGGGGUCAUUAUAUGGUGCGUUGCACCCUUAUCUUAACAGAAGCCAAGUGAAGAACUGACUGACGACUUAGCGUAUUGUAGGGUAAAUGUCCAAGGCAUGUUUCCUAACGAAACCCUAGGAGGAAGUCAAUUCUGCACUGGCUAAUAGUGAACUCAUUAUUAAAACUUAAAUUCAUUUACACUAUCCUGAAAGUAUCUUGGUUCUGUUCAAUUUCACAUGAAAUUGACCUUGGGAAAAAUUGUACCUCUUUCAUUUCCCAUUCUUCAUCUGGUUUAUGCUAUGUGAUUCUUGUCUAGAUAUGAUCUUCUUUCUCCUCACCUCCCCUACUUAUUAAAAUCACAUUUGACACUCAUUCUUUUUCCUUAUCUCUUCACUUUUAAUAUCUUUCAUCAAAGUGUAUUUGGGAAUUUUUUUUUCCCAAAUAUUUUUAAGCACUGAAUAUUGAAUGAGCACUCAACUUGAAGUAUGUAUUAGUCACAUUUUAUAUAUUUUUCAUAAAUAAAAAUAAUUUAAAAUUUAUCUUUUGUACCUUAUUACAAAUGCACAUAUAUAUGUAAAUGUGAAGUACUAAUAUUUACUAAUAUUAACUAAUGAAUGUACAUAAUGACUAAUUAAUUGGUUUUAACUUUACUUUUGUAAAUACAUAAAUAUCAAGAAAAACACUUUUAUUGGUUAUUGGUGUUAAUUUUCUUGUUUUGAGUUUGUCUCACUCCCAUCUGCGUCUCCAGUCAAGUUAGAGUCAAAACUUUAAUUCUGUGAUAAAGACAGAUGUCAAAGGCUGAAAAUGCAUACAGAACUAGAGAUAAUAAAAUAACAUUCUUUGAAAUAUUACUUUUAUUUUACUGUGUACCAUUCCUUUCAUGCAUUGAAAUGGAGUAAUUUAAAAUAAUCCUGUUUUUAAGUUAGUUUAAUAAACAUUACAUUAUAAAUAUCCCUUUUAUGUA